This is a messenger RNA of Rhizoctonia solani, 1776 nucleotides long. RefSeq lists its product as uncharacterized. The record is from RefSeq and is a predicted model, not a curated record. Bases 1 to 1776 code for a protein of 591 amino acids. NCBI's taxonomy places the organism in Eukaryota, Fungi, Basidiomycota, Agaricomycetes, Cantharellales, Ceratobasidiaceae. The transcript has 10 exons.
AUGCUGGGGGGUCGGGAAGAGCCUCCAAGGCAGAACUCCCAGCCAAUUCCCUCCAACGCCGCUCAGCACAACCAACAACAACAUGUAUCGUUGAACUCGACCAGAAGCGGCCCUUCUAGCUCCGGAGCUUUGCUUUGCUCCAAAUCCAAGAGGUCUAGUGCCAAACAAAAGAGGAGUAAACGGGGAGCCAGCGGUAACCAACAUGUUGGGGGAGGGAAUGGUCAUACCAGUCAACAAUUGCAAGGCAAUGAAGCUCCCGCUCAGGACAAGGACGAGGGCGGGAUGGAAGGUGAUGAAGACAAACCAAUAGACACGCACAAGAGCGGCAGUCGUGGGCGGCUCAAAGACUUUCACGGGCCUGAGAAACAUGUACUACAAUGGGCGGGUCGCUUGUUCAUUGCUAUCAUGGCCAGCAGGGGAAUCGUUGACUCAAAGCUUGGACCGCUGCAUGCAAAGGAAUCGAAGUUGACCCCAAUGACUAUCCAAUUGCUCCGGCUCACGUGGAAAAUCUUGACGACUGCCUGUGCGCCUGGCGUAGUCAUUCUCGAGAUCACAUGGUGGAUCACGUCAAAUAUUUUCUUCAAUGCUCAGAUGAGCCGUGCCGAGGUGAAGGAGGAAGUCGAGCAACUGAAAACUGGGGCACUGCAUAUGAAGCCCAAUUUGGAGCCAGGGACCGGGUAUUUCCAGCACCUGCUCCUUCAAAUCUUCCUGAACGAAAAUUUGUUUAAGUUCAAGAAGGAUAUCGGUCCUCAGUUCCCUCAAUACUUCAAAAAAAUUCAAUUCCUUGUCGAGGAAUGGGACACAGGUGUCCGUGUGAGGAGCAAUCUUGAUUUUGAGACCCAGCAAAAGGCCUAUAACACUCACUUGGAAAGUCACGCGGUGUUUCUGGGUGAGUUGCCAGGACGUUGGGCACUAAUUCAAGAUCAGUUAUUUGCACGCGCCUUCAAACACAGCAGUGCCUCCAAAUUGGCAAUCCCUUUGGACAAUAAGAAUGUAUUACGCCGCAAGGAUGCCACCAUGGAUAACACUCAACAGAUUGGUGUCAACCAAGGAUUCAAGCAGGAUGGGGAAGAUUGGGCCGAGCAGGACAGGCUACUGUCACAUGGAGGUUCUGCCAACAAUACGCCCAAGAGGCAAAACAGCCACUACAACCACGACAAUCGUGGCUACAAGCCAGAGCACAGCCGAUCUCAUCAACAGAGCAACGACCGCGACCACGUUCAACCGGGAGCGUUGGGAAACCCGGAACGGUCAUUCAGAGCGCAGCCUGCCUUGUCAGGACAACAACCGAGAGUACCACCCAAACCAAGACCCACGUCAGGCCCAGACUCUUAUUCUCAGCGCGGCAGCUAUAGCCAAGGAUUUGGCAAUAACGGCAAUCGUCAACAUCCACAGGACUGGAAUGACCAGUCGGGGCACGCGGAAUUCAGCCAAACUACAAUUAUUGUGAUAACCAAUUUGACAACCGCAAUGAGCGUCAGGGCCAAGGCGGUUGGGACUAUUGCUUGCAGAUUGGCCCGCAGCGUUCUAAUUACAACCACCAUGACUCCCAUUUGCUCCAGGACAAUUGUCAUGGACGCAAGGACAGGAAUGCCGUGCCGCGUUGAUCACUCCUUGUCUGGCGGAGCCUGCAACACCCACAACCAACGCAAGUAUCCGCAGGGCGGUAGCUUCAACGACGGUGGUAUUACCAGCACCAGGGUACAUCUCAGAGCCGCACCCUCCCAACAACCGCCCUCAAUCACCUCAAAACAACUCUUGGCAGGAUUCAACUGA